Dermacentor silvarum is the source of this 2862-nucleotide messenger RNA. RefSeq lists its product as uncharacterized. Bases 219 to 1940 code for a protein of 573 amino acids. Gene Ontology annotation, molecular function: antiporter activity; nucleotide-sugar transmembrane transporter activity. Gene Ontology annotation, cellular component: Golgi apparatus. Lineage: Eukaryota; Metazoa; Arthropoda; Arachnida; Ixodida; Ixodidae. The record is from RefSeq and is a predicted model, not a curated record. The transcript has 6 exons.
GUCCACUUUUCGCCGGGGCGUAACUGCGCCGCGCGUGGCACGCGUCCAAUUAAAGCCACGAUCAUCAAUGUCAUUACCGUAGUCGUCGUCGUCAUUAUUAUCAUCAUCAUCAUACUGCAUGAGGCACCCAGUGAAAUUUUUAAUGCAUCUUUAAGAUCACGGUCCCCGUUGCUCUAAAACGAAAGAAGAAGCAUUUUCCACCUACUCAUAUAGCCAGUAUGAACCACCGAGUUCAGAGGACAACAACGACAAACACAAAACCCGCGGCGUUGUGGGUGUGUACCGAAAUAAAAGAAGACGAAGAAACAGAACGUGAUUCGCAAAGGGCGAUGAUUGCGCCUAGCCAGAAAGCGUCCACGUCAGAGUCACUGGAAGGGCUAGUGCUGGCAUUCCUUCGCUCGCCGUUCUAUUCGGACCAAGUCAAGACGCAUUCGAUGCGGCGACACCACCUGCCGCUGUCACGGAGGCAACACGAAGGGCCACGGCGACCGGCUGCCGACGACGCCCGCCGGACGACGUCGGCGCCGUCUUCGACGUCGACGUCAACCGCCGCCCUGCCGGCCGACGAGGACGUCGCUUUGGCGCCGCAAGGCGACUCCGAACGGCGCCACCGCGACGGCGUCGACAGCUGCGUGAUGGGCCUGUCGGCCGACGAACCCUCUCUGCCCUUGCUCGAUCCGGUCGGCAAGGCGAUCGGCGCAUCGGCGAGCCUCCUGACCGCGACGCCGACCGUAUCGUCGCGACCGACAAGCGCCGCCGACUCGACGCUACCGGCGACGUGCGGGAGGCGCAGGUCCGAACGUCGUCACGGGUGGCGGUGUCUGGCGCCGCUCUCCCGGUGUGUCUGGGCGGCCUGCCGCGGGGAGUCGCUGGGCGUGACCCUGGUCUCGGCGCUCAACCUCUCGCUCGCCGUGUCCGUGGUGGUGUCGUGCAAGCUCAGCUACGACCGGGCGCGCCUGCCCAACCUGUCGCUCACCGUGGUGCACCUGGCCGCUUCGCUGGCCGCGCUUCGCACGGCGGCGGCCUUCAAAGUCACGUGGGCUCCGCAGACGCCGACUUCUGAAACUGCUACCGGGGCCCGGGUCUCGUCUUCAGCCAGUGCGCCGGUGUCCUCCUUCGAGCACUGGAGGCUCGCCUUUCUUCUCUGCGCCUUCAUGGCGCUUCCCAACCUCUCCCUGGAAUUCAACACCGCCGGCACCAGCACGCUGCUCAGGCUUCUGUCCCUGCCGGUGACGGCCUGGCUGCAAACCGUGGUGUUCGGCCGCAGGCAGCGCCGAGCGGCCGUCCUGUCGCUGCUGCCAGUGGCCCUGGGCGUGUCCAUGAACGCCCUCGGCGACCUGCGCUUCAACCCGGCGGGUCUCUUCUUCGGCGUCGCCGGAGCCGCGGCAGCCGCCUUCUAUUUCACCCUGGCGGCCGAGCAGCAGCGCCGCCUGCGCCAGCCGCCCGUGGCAGCUGCUGGAGUCCCAGCUCCGGCGCGCCCUGCCGGCGCUCGCGCUGGUCGCCCUGCUCCUGGAGCCCCCGUGGCGCGGACCCCGGGGCCUGCUGGCGCGCCAGUGGCACCCGCGCGAUGCGGCGCUGCUCGUGGGCUCUUCGCUGGCCGGCUGCCUGCUCACGCUGACCAUGCAGUGGCUGCUGGGACGCACGUCGGCGCUCACCUACCAGGUGCUCGGCCACGUCAAGAUGUGCGCCACCCUGCUGGCCUGCGCCGUCGUCUUCGACGAGCACCUCAAGCCGGUGCAGCAGGCCGGUGUCUUUCUGACCCUGUGCGGUGCCGUCCUGUACACGAUGUUCAAGUCACGGGACGAGCCGGCGUCGUCGUCGUCAGCCGGCCCCGACCAUCAUUACCACCACGGCAACCGGCCGCUGCUGGGCUCACCGUCUACGACCGUCAAGUGACGUGGCCUGUAGCGGCGACCAGACCCUACCGAUCGAUUGAAUGAUCGACCGACCGGCCGUUGUUCGGUCGGUCGUUAUAGAUGUACAGACGUUCUCUGCCCCUUGUGAAUGUUGUGCAGUGAGCGUACUGCGGGCGUCGCUCCGUCGCUGUUCCUGGACAGCCCGCGGAAGGCGCGGUACAGUGCGGACAAUGAUGCAGAUCUAUUCCACGGGCAGCUAGUAGUUGUGCGCACGUAUACCUGCAUGGCUGUACAGAGGCUUAAGUAUAUCAAUUCACGUCGAUGUGUCCGUCCGUCUUCUCUACUUCUCUAUUCUACUUCUCUUUAUUUGAAAACGAGAAAAGGUGACGGUGCUGUAACGACAGCCCAAACUGUACUAACAGAAACAAAAAUAUCGCAGUAUAGGGGGUGCAUCAUCGCGCAGCGCAAUCAAACCGGACAUGCGCGCAUGUCAAUGGUGACGACUGGACGGCGCGCACUAUACCUUCAGUUAUGCUUCGGCCACGCGCUCCGCUGUUCGCGUUUCUUUCCAUCGCGACAGUACCAACUGGCCCAAACAUCUACCCUUGUAGUAUAUACAGUAUAUUCACUGUUCUUCUAUAACGAGAGAUUCCCCACCACGCCAAGGCUGGCGCACGCUCCCAGCCACGUGCGCGCGAUGCAAUGGAGAACACCACCACAGCAGCAGAAGCAGCAGCAGCAGAAGCCUGGAUACCACGGGAGCGUCGUUCGGCCCGGCCGGCCGGCCGGCAUGCGAAGCCGUUGAGUUCGCUGACCUUGAUCUCCCAGUGUGUACGAACACACUCGCUCGCGCGCGCUACUCUUGGAAGCUAUAGCGGCAGCAGCCGACGAGGAACAAGCGAGGAGCAGCUCGCUUUCUUGCCGGCCUAGCGCGCGGCCAACUUAACGCAUACCAGCGCGAGCGGAGAGCACAACCCAGGUACACAUAUGGACCGUCUUUACCCGC